UAUCUGAAAAACAAACGCAGACUUACCGCUGACGCUCUUCAUCGAAGCUCCUCGGUUGUUUACAGUUUUCCGUUUAGCUUCAGGUUAAGUUCUCUCAUUAAAACCGUUUAAAUCGCAUUUUCAGCAUGGGUUGCGACGGCGGAACCAUUCCCAAAAGACACGAACUGGUUAAAGGCCCGAAAAAGGUCGAAAAGGUGGAUAAAACCGCAGAACUUGCUGCUAAAUGGAGAUAUUGUGCAUUGAGUCAGGAGAAGCUGAAGCGGCCCAUAGUCGCCUGUGAGCUGGGCAGACUGUAUAAUAAAGAUGCGAUCAUUGAGUACUUGUUGGAUAAAUCAGCGGAGAGGCCGAACUCUGAGGUUGUGGCUCACAUCCGUAGCAUCAAGGACGUGAAGGAGCUGAAUCUGACAGAUAACCCGGCGUGGAAAGGCGAGAGGCGCAACAUUAAAGGGGACUGUUAUGAGGACAUGCACUGCAGCAUGUUCAUCUGUCCUGUGGUUGGUCUGGAGAUGAAUGGAAAACACAAGUUUUUGUACCUACAGACCUGUGGGUGUGUUUUCUCAGAACGAGCGCUCAAAGAGGUCAAGACCGAAAUCUGCCACAAGUGUGGAGAUCCUUUCCAAGAAGACAACCUUGUGAUGCUGAAUGGGACUAAAGAGGAGGUGGAGAAGCUACAGAGGGCCAUGGAGGAGCGCCGAUCAAAGGCUAAAACGGCAAAAAAAUCAAAGAAGAGCAAAGAUACUAAAGUCUCCAAGGCGCAGGAUUCAACAGUAACGGCAGGAAGCUGUGACACCGCAGAGUCUAAACCGACAUCACUAAAUGGAGAAAGCAGCAGUGAUUCAGCUCCGGGACCGUCUACAUCCGGAGAGUGCUCUAAGACAUUAAAGGCCCCCCUAGGACCCGUUAUUGGCAGUAAGAGAUCGAUCCAGGACAUGAAGGACAAAUCUGAAACCUUCAAGUCACUCUUCACCUCCCACAGCUCGGCCAAACGUACCAAAGACCAGAUAUCCAACUGGGUCACACACACGCCUUACCACUUUUGAGUGUGUUCUUCCUAGUGAAGCUCGCUCUGUAGUGGUCUGGCUGUGGAGGAGCAAAAUGAAUGCAUUGUAUUAACCUCUUUCUUUUUCAACAUUGCAUUUUUAUUUACCUUUAUAAGAUUAUCUUAAUUUAGUUGCAUGCAUAAGAGUUCAGUAAACUCAUGUUGGCUUGA
Messenger RNA from Carassius carassius (crucian carp), 1210 nucleotides. RefSeq names its product replication termination factor 2-like. The transcript has 9 exons. Lineage: Eukaryota; Metazoa; Chordata; Actinopteri; Cypriniformes; Cyprinidae. The record is from RefSeq and is a predicted model, not a curated record. Bases 126 to 1040 code for a protein of 304 amino acids. Gene Ontology annotation, cellular component: nucleus. Gene Ontology annotation, biological process: mitotic DNA replication termination; site-specific DNA replication termination at RTS1 barrier.